ACGCAUUUCCCAGCACAAUUCAUUCAACAGUCGAAGCAAGCGUUUGGCAAUACAGAAAACUGAAUAGCUCAGACCACACACACAAUUAAUCCCAUACAAUAUAUAAACGAAAUUCGAAAGUAAAUUAAACAUAUUCUUUUUGGCUAACUUAGAAACCAGAAGUCCCACCUGAGCCGAGCGGUUAAUCGAGCGGAGUUUAUCAGCCAAUCAGCCAAUCAGCAAGAUGUUCAACAACAGGAAGCAGGUUCAACAGGCAGCCAACCAGCAGGAGCUGGACAAUCUGAUGGACUACAGUUCGGGAGCGAGCAGCGAUCUCGAGGAUGUCAACAUCAAUAUCAUGAGCAAUGAUGAGGGCAUUUUCGUUCAUACGACACCCAAUAAUAGUGAAAAUCUUUCGGGGGUCUCUGUCAACGGUAGCCCAGUGCCGCCGAGUGAGAAUACGAGCGUAUUCAAGCAACUGUUUGCCACACUCGAGGCGGAACAUCAGAAGUUGCAGGGCCUGGAGCAGCGCCGCAUUAAACUGACCGAAGAGAUGAAGAAUCUGCGCGAAAUGCUUCAGCAGGAGAAUCGCCGAUUGCGCAGCCAAUCUCAUGAGCCGCCCUCCCGCUCCGACUCAACACCGACUACCUCUAGCUCAAUCAGGAAAUCCAAUCUAGCCAAGUCCGGCAAGAAUUCCCCACGUGAUGUGGCAGGAUCGAGCGUUAGCCGUGGUGUCACCAUAUUGGAGCAUAAUAGAGCUGAUGAUACGCUGGUGUCGGUGUCUGUGCCGUUCAGGCUCGAGGAGCAGAGGCCACGCCCACAAAUUGGCGAAGUCGUCAUCGAGAUGGUUGACUCCAAUCCAUCAAUGCCACAACUGCAGACCAUCGAAUCGUCCUCUCUCUGGCACACGCCUGUUACCUCAGUGGAUCUGGAAACCUUUCUACAAAUGUCGAGCACAUCCGGAGCCCAAUCAAGCACUCAAGCAUCUAAAAGCGAUAAGUCCAGCACCAGAGCUGAUUGAGCGCAUCAAGCAAUACUACAUCUAGAAAUGCGUGCUGAGUAUAGAUCCAUAUACCAUAUACUGGGCCAAUUCAAGCUAAAGUUCACCAACAAAUUUUUAGUAUUUCGAGUUCAACACUAGCCAAAAAGACAUUUCCACACAUAUAUCAAACUAUAAACUUGGAAAAACCGGAAA
Molecule: messenger RNA, 1174 nt
Organism: Drosophila mojavensis
Lineage: Eukaryota; Metazoa; Arthropoda; Insecta; Diptera; Drosophilidae
Exons: 2
Coding region: 224-1000 (258 amino acids)
Source: RefSeq, a predicted model, not a curated record